UUCUUUUGUUGAUUAUUAUUUUUAAUUCCUUUUUUUAUAUUGGUGGUGUGAAUGAGAAGAGUAGGCAGAUGAGAGAUUAGAUGAUUUGGUAAUAGUGGUGUGGAAUUAGAAGCAAACCUUUUUGAAAAAAUUAAGAAUGUCAUAGAGAUUAGUUAUUCAAUAAUUACACUACCAAAUGAUUAAAAUAAAAACCAAGAGCCAUUAGUAUCACUCAAUAGCUUUUUUUGUUGCAUUCUUUUUUUUCUCAGAUCUCUAGAAAAUUUUCUCAGACUUUCAGAGCAUUUUGGUGCUUUUGUUUGCUUGGUUUCUCGGGAAAAAUUCUCUUCACACUUUUAUAGUUUUCUCUCUCUCUCUCUUCUCUAUCUCUUGUCACUGCUCGUUUAGCACUCAUUCUCUUAAUGCUUCAGUCAAAAAUUCUCUCUUUCUAAGCUGAGUGUCUUGCAAGUCGUCAUUUUUCAAUUUGGGUCAUCUUCUUUUACUCCAGUCAAGAAUUUGAUUCGAAUUGAAAUCAGAUAGAAAAGAGACGUUCCAUUGCUGGAAAGAGAUUGCUCAAAGUGUUUUUUUUUGUCUGAAUAAAGACAGAGAAGAAGAAAAUAGACAAAGGCUAAGGUUUUUUAAGAUAUGGGAGAGAGAAAAAUGAGUUGGUGGGUUUCCUAAAACUUGUUUUUUCAGACCAAAGAUGAUUGCUUUAAGAAGGGAUAUGGCUAUGGAAAGUGUAAGAUUAGGGUUUCUGGUUUUGGUAUGGUUGCUUGAUGUCUCUACUGCUACACUUUCUCCUACUGGUGUAAACUAUGAAGUGACGGCUUUAGUGGCUGUGAAGAAUGAAUUGAAUGAUCCGUACAAUGUUCUUGAGAAUUGGGAUGUGAAUUCAGUUGAUCCUUGUAGCUGGAGAAUGGUUACUUGCACUGAUGGCUAUGUCUCUGGAUUGGUACUUCCUAGCCAAAGCUUGUCUGGUACAUUGUCUCCUAGAAUCGGAAACCUCACCUAUCUAGAAUCUGUGUUGUUGCAAAACAAUGCAAUCACUGGUCCAAUUCCCGAAACGAUUGGGAGGUUGGAGAAGCUUCAGACACUUGAUCUUUCAAACAAUUCAUUCACCGGGGAGAUACCAGCCUCACUUGGAGAACUCAAGAACUUGAAUUACUUACGGUUAAACAAUAACAGUCUUUUAGGAACUUGCCCUGCGUCUCUAUCCAAGAUUGAGGGACUCACUCUAGUCGACAUUUCGUAUAACAAUCUUAGCGGUUCACUGCCAAAAGUUUCUGCCAGAACUUUCAAGGUAAUUGGUAAUGCAUUGAUCUGUGGCCCAAAAGCUGUUUCAAACUGCUCUGCUGUCUUUCCCGAGCCUCUCACGCUUCCACAAGAUGGUCCACCAGAUGAAUCAGGAACUCGUACCAAUGGCCAUCACGUAGCUCUUGCAUUCGCUGCAAGCUUCAGUGCAGCAUUUUUUGUUUUCUUUACAAGCGGAAUGUUUCUUUGGUGGAGAUAUCGGCGUAACAAGCAAAUAUUUUUUGACGUUAAUGAACAAUAUGAUCCAGAAGUGAGUUUAGGGCAUUUGAAGAGGUAUACUUUCAAAGAGCUUAGAUCUGCGACCAAUCAUUUCAACUCGAAAAACAUUCUCGGAAGAGGCGGAUACGGGAUUGUGUACAAAGGACACUUAAGCGAUGGAACUUUGGUAGCUGUCAAACGUCUCAAGGACUGUAACAUUGCGGGCGGAGAAGUCCAGUUCCAGACAGAAGUAGAGACUAUAAGUUUGGCUCUUCAUCGAAAUCUCCUCAGGCUCCGUGGUUUCUGUAGUAGCAACCAGGAGAGAAUCUUAGUCUACCCUUACAUGCCAAAUGGGAGCGUCGCAUCACGCUUGAAAGACAAUAUCCGGGGAGAGCCAGCAUUAGACUGGUCGAGAAGGAAGAAGAUAGCAGUUGGGACAGCUAGAGGACUAGUAUACCUACACGAGCAAUGUGACCCAAAGAUCAUACACCGCGAUGUGAAAGCAGCUAACAUUUUAUUGGAUGAGGACUUUGAGGCAGUUGUUGGUGAUUUCGGGUUAGCUAAGCUUCUAGACCAUAGAGACUCUCACGUCACAACUGCGGUCCGUGGAACCGUUGGCCACAUUGCUCCUGAGUACUUAUCCACGGGUCAGUCGUCUGAGAAGACUGAUGUCUUUGGCUUUGGUAUACUUCUCCUUGAGCUCAUCACUGGUCAGAAAGCACUUGAUUUUGGCCGAUCCGCUCACCAGAAAGGCGUCAUGCUUGACUGGGUGAAGAAGCUGCAUCAAGAAGGGAAACUAAAGCAGUUAAUAGACAAAGAUCUAAAUGACAAGUUCGAUAGAGUAGAACUCGAAGAAAUCGUUCAAGUUGCGCUUCUCUGCACUCAAUUCAAUCCUUCUCAUCGACCUAAAAUGUCAGAAGUUAUGAAAAUGCUUGAAGGUGACGGCUUAGCUGAGAGAUGGGAAGCGACGCAGAACGGUACUGCAGAGCAUCAGCCACCGCCAUUGCCACCAGGGAUGGUGAGUUCAUCACCACGUGUAAGGUAUUACUCCGAUUAUAUCCAGGAAUCGUCUCUUGUAGUAGAAGCCAUUGAGCUCUCGGGUCCACGAUGAUUAUGAUUCACUCCUUUUUUUUCAUUUUUCUUUUAUUGUGUUUGUUUUUUGUUUGUCUUUUUAUAAUGUUGAUAUAGAUGUGAAGUUGAGUGUAAUUUUUUAUGUAAAAAAAUACUAAAUGCGAAAGAAAAUGUUGAUUAGCCUGCCACA
Messenger RNA from Arabidopsis lyrata subsp. lyrata, 2746 nucleotides. Its product is annotated as protein NSP-INTERACTING KINASE 3. Gene Ontology annotation, biological process: protein phosphorylation. Gene Ontology annotation, molecular function: ATP binding; protein kinase activity; protein binding. The coding region runs from base 680 to 2596 and encodes 638 amino acids. The transcript has 11 exons. Lineage: Eukaryota; Viridiplantae; Streptophyta; Magnoliopsida; Brassicales; Brassicaceae. The record is from RefSeq and is a predicted model, not a curated record.